CCGGCCGGAGGGGCUGCGUGCGUGCGGAGGCCGGGGGACAGCGGAGUACCCAGCAGCUGGGACGGCGGGGACUCGGAACCUCCGCGCGUCAAGGCCUGAAACCAGCAACCCCCGAACCCAAGAAGCUGAAAUUUUUCUUCCCAGUUGAACCAGAGAGGGCUCUGGAGGAAAUUAUUUCCACCGUUUAUCAGGCCUGACGAAGGGACACCAGCCCACUUCUUUUGGAAGGAAAGAAGCCAGAGAAGCUAUAGAUUUCCUCCCAGAGGAUGACUCUUAACACCCAGCAGGAAGCAAAGACCACUCUGCGACGUCGAGCCAGCACGCCACUACCCCUGUCGUCCAGGGGCCACCAGCCUGGCCGCCUAUGCACAGCACCCUCAGCUCAAUCCCAGCAUCCCCGACUGGGUCAGUCCGUCUCCCUUAACCCUCCCGUUCAGAAACCCUCCCCUGCCCAGGAUGGGUGGUCCUCCGAAUCCAGCGACUCUGAAUGCUCUUGGGAGGCACUCUACCGGGUGGUGCUUCUCGGAGACCCCGGUGUGGGGAAGACCAGCCUGGCCAGCCUCUUCGCGGAGAGACAAGAUCGAGACCUUCAUGAGCAGCUGGGAGGUGUGUACGAGAGAACGCUGUCUGUGGAUGGAGAGGACACCACACUGGUGGUCAUGGACACCUGGGAGGCUGAGAAACUGGAUGAAAGUUGGAACCAGGAGUCAAUCCUGCAGGCCGCCAGCGCCUACAUCAUCGUGUACUCCAUAGCAGAUCGCAGCAGCUUUGAGAGUGCCUCAGAGCUCCGAAUCCAGCUGAGGCGCACGCAUCAGGCCGACCACGUGCCCAUCAUCCUAGUGGGCAACAAGGCCGACCUGGCCCGCUGCCGGGAAGUCUCUGUUGAAGAGGGCCGCGCCUGCGCAGUGGUGUUUGACUGCAAGUUCAUCGAGACUUCCGCCACUCUGCAGCACAAUGUGACAGAGCUCUUCGAGGGCGUGGUGCGCCAACUGCGCCUGCGCCGCCAGGACAAUGCGGCUCCGGAGACACCUUCAUCUCGACGACGGGCUAGCUUGGGCCAGCGAGCCCGCCGCUUCCUGGCACGCCUGACAGCACGCAGUGCACGACGCCGGGCACUCAAGGCCCGCUCCAAGUCCUGCCACAACCUGGCUGUACUCUGAGGCCAGCGCCUCUCUGGGGUGAUGGGACCCUGUGGUGCCACUGAGGACAAAAGUUGCGUCGUUGGAGUCCUCGUGGUCGACCUUGCCUGUUACCAGGAUAGCCAGACCAUGGCCAGGAGCCAGGGCUUUGGGGACCCUUCCUGCCUGGUGAAGUGAUAAAUAGACAAGACUAUGCGGCUAUAAACCCAAGCUAGGCACAGGGGUGUUUUUUGUUUUUUCUUUUCUACAGGAUGGGCGUCUUUUUGCAAAAAGUCUUUCUUGUCCCUGGGCUGUGACCAACUCUCAGAAUGUACAAUAAGCCAGUCCAGGAUGUCCUGUCUGAUGUGUGGAUGUCUCUCAGUAGACUCUUCCAGGAAUCUCCACCUCCUCCCCAAACAUCUAACUUGACUGUAGACUGGCUUGGCCUGCUGGCCUAGAUAUCUUGGACAAUCAAUAAAGUCAGUGAAUUAAUUAUA
Molecule: messenger RNA, 1615 nt
Organism: Apodemus sylvaticus (European woodmouse)
Lineage: Eukaryota; Metazoa; Chordata; Mammalia; Rodentia; Muridae
Gene: Rem1
Product: RRAD and GEM like GTPase 1
Exons: 5
Coding region: 267-1160 (297 amino acids)
Biological process (GO): negative regulation of high voltage-gated calcium channel activity
Cellular component (GO): plasma membrane
Molecular function (GO): GTP binding; GTPase activity; calcium channel regulator activity
Source: RefSeq, a predicted model, not a curated record